UCUAUCUGCUCCGGAUCUGUAGCUGGUGCUGUCAUGACGUCACUGUAAACAAACAUGGCGGACUGCUAGCUGCUCUGUACCUAACGUUAGCUACUUUGACAUAAAACGUCUUUUAAAUAAAUCGUCCUGCGCGGGAGCGAGUGAAACUCCAGCAGAGACUCACACAGACACACAAACACACACUGUGGGAACACACCAUGUCGUCAUCAGGUCUGAGAAUCACUGAAGUUCCUCCGGUGACUCCAGCAGAAUCUCACUGAAGGUGACCAGUCCCUGGGUCAGUGGAGCAGAGGCCAUGGAGCAGUACAUCCUCCUGGGUCGGGUCGGAGAAGGAGCCCACGGCAUCGUGUUCAAGGCCAAACACGUCGAGACAGGAGAGACAGUGGCUCUGAAGAAAGUGGCUCUGAGGAGGCUGGAGGACGGGAUCCCUAACCAGGCUCUGAGGGAGAUCAAGGCUCUGCAGGAGAUUGAGGACAACCAGCAUGUGGUGAAGCUGAAGGACGUCUUCCCUCACGGUACCGGCUUCGUCCUGGUGUUUGACUUCAUGCUCUCUGACCUGUCUGAGGUCAUCAGGAACUCCCUGAGACCUCUGACCCCGGCGCAGGUCAAAGGUUACAUGAUGAUGCUGCUGAAGGGCGUCGCCUUCCUGCAUCACAACAACAUCAUGCACCGGGACCUGAAGCCAGCGAACCUCCUCAUCAGCUCCUCAGGUCACCUGAAGAUCGCAGACUUCGGUCUCGCCCGACUCUUCAGUGAGGAAGGAGAAAGACUGUACAGCCACCAGGUGGCCACCAGGUGGUACAGAGCUCCUGAGCUGCUGUACGGAGCCAGAAAGUACGACGAGGGAGUCGAUCUUUGGGCGGUCGGUUGUAUUUUCGGGGAGCUGCUGAACUCGUCUCCUCUGUUUCCUGGAGAGAACGACAUCGAACAGCUGUGCUGCGUCCUCAGAGUGCUGGGCACGCCAACGCAGGACAGCUGGCCCGAAAUCGUUGAGUUACCAGAUUAUAAUAAAAUCACCUUCAAGGAGAAUCCAGCCAUCCCAUUGGAGGAGAUUGUCCCUGACACGUCCCCUCAGGCCAUCGACCUGCUCUACAAGUUCCUGGUGUAUCCGUCCAAACAGCGCUGCUCGGCCCGACAGGCUCUCCUCCAUCCAUACUUCUUCUCCUCCCCUCUUCCUGCUCACCACUCCGAGCUGCCCAUCCCUCAGAGGGGGGGCCGACCCCCCCGCCAGCGCCUACAGGCCCCGCCUACCGACUUCUCAGUGGACUUGCCCCUGCAGAACAGCGUGGUAGACCCCGCAUUGCUGCAGGGACAUGCCACCUGCCUCUGAACUAACAAACAUGGUUAGCCCCGCCCCUUCAUACGUCCUCCUCCUAUCACUAAUCAUGACCCACAAUGCCAGUCCCUGUGUCUGGUUGGACGAUUCAGGCUGUCAAUCACUGAGCUCCGCUUAUAUCCCACCCCCAUUUUUCCC
This is a messenger RNA of Hippoglossus stenolepis (Pacific halibut), 1474 nucleotides long. It is a transcript of the gene cdk20, whose product is annotated as cyclin-dependent kinase 20. The transcript has 10 exons. Gene Ontology annotation, biological process: protein phosphorylation. Bases 296 to 1330 code for a protein of 344 amino acids. The record is from RefSeq and is a predicted model, not a curated record. NCBI's taxonomy places the organism in Eukaryota, Metazoa, Chordata, Actinopteri, Pleuronectiformes, Pleuronectidae. Gene Ontology annotation, molecular function: ATP binding; cyclin-dependent protein serine/threonine kinase activity. Gene Ontology annotation, cellular component: nucleus.